AUGGCGGAGUCGGGCUCUACAGCCUAUGGUCCAUAUCUUUCCAGGGUCAAGUCUCUAGAGGACGCUUAUCCCGCUCUUAACCAGCUUUUCUUCAAGCUAUCAGAGUUUGGCGAUAGGGGCCGGAAGGUCGUCGACGUUACUUACCGAGACGAAUAUGGCAUUCUACCAGGACGGUGUGCUGUUCUCGAGUUCAAAGACGGAAAUGUUAGUCACGAGCAAUUCGACCAGCCCAAGGAUCUGCGGCUCCAUUUUGCGACUAUCAAGAACAGCAAGCAGGAGACAGAUGCAUGCCGCUUAUAUAUCCUCGAAGACCUUGAACCUGAGUUCAUAGAGCUGCUCGGUGACGGAAUUGGCGUCGACCCGCUUGUCUUUGCUGAGCAAACAAAUGCUUGGUAUUUUACAGAUGUCCAGUCACUCGGGCACCGCCAACUACCUUCUUUGAAUCGACCACAGAAGUCCUUCACACUCCGUUACCAUGAGCUUCGUAAGCUUGACUUCGAGUAUAGGCACGAUCUCUCAGACUUGCGCAGCCAGAUGACCUUCGCAAUAAAUCGAAGGUUAUACGAGCCUUGGGUUGUUGUUGAAUCGCCCAGCAUGCCGACGGAAGACUCGGUGGGCGUUGUCCGUCGCUGUGUCUCGUUCUGGACAAGUCAGAGAAAGGAACACGCCUCUGGAUCUGGGUGGAAUGCUGUCAUGCUGGUCGACCCACCAAUGAAUGUCGCCCGAGCCAAACGGGAUGAUGGAAAAUGUGUUGAUCAAGCUGAAUCUCCUCUUAACUACAUCUUUAGCGGAGAAGAUUUCGGUAGUCGGGGUGAGUUGUGGGAGGCUCGAGACGGCGAUGUGUUUUUCAAGCUGGGAAAGAAGCGACAUGCCAGCGAACCAUAUCACAAAGGCUGUACAACUCUUUACCCGCUCUCGUUCUCUUCUCCGGAGCGCCUGAAGACCGCGGACGUGAUAGCAAACGCAUACCACAGAAACAUGGAUUCCCUCUUCGAUGAAACGAUUUUCUACUGGAAGAACCUCGCCACUGCGGAGGACGUGCGAAGUGUCCGCAAAGACUCGGUGAAUUCUACGUAUCAUCUUCUGAAGCACAUCGGUUGCCAUUGGACGAAUGUCUUGGAGCUGAUCUCUCACACCCUUGCCCAAAGUGAAUACUUCAGCGAUGACAACCCUGCAACCAGACCCAAGCAUAUGAGCACUGCGGAAUGGAGACGAGAAUUCUACAACGUUGUCGAGGCUAGCCACAAAAUCAACUACUUUCGGCGGAAAAUGAUAUAUUUCGAGGCCAACAUGGCCUUGAACCUUGAACGUCUCGGUGCAUCCCUCGACUGCGACCUGCAGAUUGACGACGCGCCGAAGCUUCCGCGCGCACUUUCUGACGCACAGAGAGACUUCCAGGUGCUUGCAUCGCGCCUCAGACCACUCCGUGAACGAGCAAAUAAUCUCUCCACAGUUGCUAAGGAUAUCGCAUCACUCAGGGCGGCAUUUCAGGCCAUCGAAGACGGUGCAAGCGGCUUGUCUCUGAGUAUCCUGGCCACGGUCAUUUUCCCGUUCACGCUCGUGGCUUCGAUGUUUAGCAUGGCGGACAAUUUCAAGCCUGGAAAUUCCCAGUUCUGGUUAUUCUUCGCGGUUAGCAUUCCACUGAGUGCAGUCAUUAUUCUGUUCCUGAUACUCAACCAAAACUGGGAGUACUGGCGUAAUUAUGGUGUUCGAACAUUGCGGUCUAUUGUCGAAAGAAAGGAAAGUCAAGCAAAAGACAAGGACGACGCGCAGAUGAAGAGCAUGGAGCUCCCUUUGUGA
Messenger RNA from Exophiala xenobiotica, 1800 nucleotides. RefSeq lists its product as uncharacterized. The coding region runs from base 1 to 1800 and encodes 599 amino acids. Gene Ontology annotation, biological process: metal ion transport; transmembrane transport. The record is from RefSeq and is a predicted model, not a curated record. Lineage: Eukaryota; Fungi; Ascomycota; Eurotiomycetes; Chaetothyriales; Herpotrichiellaceae. Gene Ontology annotation, molecular function: metal ion transmembrane transporter activity. Gene Ontology annotation, cellular component: membrane. The transcript is spliced from 2 exons.